Molecule: messenger RNA, 3375 nt
Organism: Penicillium samsonianum
Lineage: Eukaryota; Fungi; Ascomycota; Eurotiomycetes; Eurotiales; Aspergillaceae
Exons: 2
Coding region: 1-3375 (1124 amino acids)
Biological process (GO): transmembrane transport
Source: RefSeq, a predicted model, not a curated record
AUGCCUGAAACGGACAUGUACGACGCGGCGGAGAUCGAGCUGGAAAAAUCCACAUCCUCCUCUCGAAGGAAAGGAACCAGGGGGCCGCGACGCAGUGGAUUACACAUUUUGCAAGGUCGGCCAUGGCGUGACACUUCGAAACGCCGAACACAACCAUGGAGCCCUGUGUGGUGGAUUGCACUGCUUUGCUUAGUGAGCUUUGCAUCGCCAGCCGCUGCUGUUCUAUUGGACUUUGAAAAUUGUCUAUCGGAAACCGUCCUCGAGUCCGACCCUCUACAACUUCAAUUCGUUCCUACCAACGUGUCCGUCAAAUUCAACCUUACCAACCCUCUACACCCGCUCGCUAUCACGGUUUAUGGCAAUGUGUCGGGAACUGUGUCUCGAACUGCAAAUUACCCGGCACUGGAUUCCCCCGUCUGGACAAAUCCCAAUUGGACCGAUGGGAAGAUUGAGGAUGUGAGCAGUACCAACAACAAGUACAGCACGCUGAUGACGGAUCUCAACGUGCUCAGCUUCACGCCCUUCCACAAUGCCUCUCGUUUCCGUGACGCGGUAACGCAAGGCACCCUCCCGUUGGGUCCAGUCUUCAAUUACAACCUGAGUGAUUUGAACACAUUACGAGCGUUCUCUGUUCAACAUGAUAUGCUUUCAACUUACCGUUUCGGAACCAUCACACCGUUAUUGACGAUUCGCUCUGGAGAUGCAUCCGCGGUUCAGCUCGCGUGUAUUUCAGUGAGCGCCACGCCGGACUUCGGGACAGCCCUCAAAAAUGCCAUCGCCUAUGUGCCUCUUGUAAUUUUGAUACUCGUGGGGAUUGCGACCAUCGCUGCCGCCAUGUAUAGCCCUUGGGGCACAACUGAUCUGUUUCGGUGGACAAGCAACUACGGCCGAGAUGAGGACGUUCUCCGGCUUGUCACUCCUGGAUUUGCAGAUUGCCUGCAAUACCUUCAAUUCGUGGUCUUGACGGGCUCGCUUUCUUUGGAUUACCCAGGCUUCUUCCAGCCUGCAGUGAGCCAGGGAGCAUGGUCGACUCUCAUGUUCAAUCAGAGUUUCGUGAGCACUGAUAUGGGCCGCGAUCCCGUUGUCGAUGGUGUAUAUGCCAUCAAUGGAACUUAUGGCCUCGACCGAUUGAACCACCUGGUUGGCAUGGCCUCGUCCCAGGAUAUCUGGCCCGGUAUGAUGAUAUGGGUGCUGGUAAUCCUGGCUUGUGUGACGGUGCUAUUCCAGAUCGCAUUCGCGCUUCGAUGGUUGUAUCGUGAGUUGGCAAACAACACCGAUCAGGAUCUGCGUGCUAGAAACAUGCCGUUUACCAUGGGCAAUCUCAUUCGCAUUGUCUUCAAUUUCCUUCUCUUGCCAAUCGUUUCCCUUUCCUUCUUCCAACUGGUUCUCGCUCGUCAAUCGCCCGCUUAUUGUGUUGCUUUGGCAGCCGUUGUGCUUGUUAUUCUCGCUUGCUUCUCCAUCUGGGUUAUCCGAGUGAUUCUUACCACCCGACCCAAGUCUCACCUUUUCGAUGAUCUGCCUACAGUGUUAUUGUAUGGGCCGCUAUAUAAUACAUACUGUGACGAUGCAGCAGCCUUCGGCAUCGUCCCGAUUGUCUUGAACGUCGCUCGCGGGAUAGCCAUUGGUGCUUUGCAGCCAUCUGGCAUCGCCCAGGUGGUAAUGCUAGCCAUUUGCGAAGUUGUCUCCGUACUAACCCUGCUGGCUUUCCGACCUUUCUCAGGACCGACUCACAUGAACCUGUACCACUGCCUCUUCUCUAUCGUGCGUUUCUUGACAGUUAUCUUGAGCGUCAUCUUUGUGCCGUCAUUGACAGUUUCGGAUGUGGCACGAGGAUGGAUCGGAUAUUUGAUCCUUGUGCUACACGCCAUGGUUCUCAUCUUCGGGUUCUUCCUUAACGCGAUGCAAACAUUGAUCGAGGUUCUGGCAAGACUGGCUGGUGCGGGCGGUGCCACUCGUGGUGGCUUGACCAAGGUACUUGGUAUGCGCCAGCUCUCUAGGCGCACUCCGCGGCGUGAUCUUACUCGGCAGAGUAUGGGCUCGGAGGCUGCUAUGCUCGGCCAUGGUGACGACCGUAUGUCUUCUCAGUUUGAUGGAUCGCGUCCACGCAGUCUGUCUGGGAGCUCUGGUCUUCUUCUGAACCGUGCCACUGCUAGUGAUGGCAGAGCCAGCGCUGUCUAUGAUUAUCCCAGUUCGCAAGGGGGCACGCACAGUCGUGCCCCCAGUGGAGGAUUUCCCACACCUACCUCAACUGCCUACCAAGGAGCCGGCUUCCCUAGCUCGCCUAGCAGUGGUACGAUGAUGGGAACAAACCCUCGUGAUCCCUAUUAUCGACCACCCCGCCCCGGGAAAAGAACUCCCCCGGGAAGUGCUGCUCUCGAGAAAGGGAAGAGCCCAUCAAGGGGCUUCUUGAAAUCAAAAUCAAGCCGCCGAGCAGUCAAUACCGAAGACGACCUGGCAGAUGGUACCAUGUCUGGGCGGGCCACACCUGUUCCAGCAUAUCUAGCAGCACCCAAGGAUGAUAUGGAGCUUGAUACCCCACGCAAGCCAAAGGAUUAUGCUGUUCGCGAAGUUGAUUUCUACUACGGUGUCCGAGGCCCACCGCUAUCCCAUAGCGGCACCCGAAAGUUGAAAACUGGCCCAGCCGACCCCACAGGCCCAGUCUCGUCUGCGACGGGCUGGUUCCGAGGCUUGCUCCAAGGGAAGACCAAGGACAACGCCAAAGGAUUUGAGGUGGUCCGAAGUGCUCGUGCGCCUCCUCCGGGAUUAUUCCCGCGAGGAGGCGACUAUAAUGAUCAUUAUCAGGAUGAUACAGGCACGCCAUCCGCCAGCCAUUCUCGGAAUGUGUCUACUAGCAAUGUUCCUUAUCAGGAUUCAGAUAAUGACCACGACCCCGAGCGAUCAAGUGAGACACGCCCACCAGUGCUGCCACCACUUAAUACGUCAGUUGGCGGUGGCAUCGAGUUGCCCAGUCGAACGGGUUCUCGCCACACACAGGCGCCUAGUGAACAAGACGCGGGUGCAACUACAGCUGGCCUUCCAGUUGUGACCGAGACCCUGUCGCACAAUUCUGGGGUAGGCCAGCACUCUGAGCACUCUGAGCACCUUCUCCAGCCAGAAGGCUCCACCACCGCGCGCCUGCCCUUCAGCGGGAGUAGCUCGCCAUCUCGUGAUCGAGGUCUGUCUAUGACCUCAACUUCAAGGUCAAGGUCAAACGCCUCGAGCGGCCCUCGAUCGGAACGGCCUUCGAGUAUGGGCUAUGUACCUCAACAUCGCGCACACGACCACAUCCACGAGGCGAGCCCCGAUGAACCAUCGUUUACAGGCAGCUCAGCAGAACUUGUCGACGAAGCUGCGCUGAGCGGACACGAACGCUAG